This is a messenger RNA of Pocillopora meandrina, 4607 nucleotides long. The record is from the annotation of a GenBank genome assembly. NCBI's taxonomy places the organism in Eukaryota, Metazoa, Cnidaria, Anthozoa, Scleractinia, Pocilloporidae.
UCAACCUGACCGAUAGGCGCCAAAGGCGAGUGACGUGUAAGCAGCUGAUUGGCUAUAUCAACAAACGUAAAAAAAAAAAAAUAAUACGAUUAUUUCUCACGUGUGUUGUUACGGCUUUUCUCAUGGCCGGAAAUCCCUGUAUAACACCGCAGUUUAAGCGAUAAUAUGCUAUAUUUUAAUAAACCAUUCGUCUUGGUGGAUUUAAAAUAUCGAACGGAAGUGACCUCAUUAUGAGAAUAUCAUCCAAGGUUCAACUAAGCGGGCCUCAGCAAGACUCGUUACGCCAUCAUAAUGUGUGGAUGAAUUUAGGGAUACAUAUAAACGUAAAAGAGAAAAGAAAAAUCUUGUGAAAAUGAGCCCCACAUUGAACAUGUAUAAAUUCUUCAAACAGUUUGGUUUAACAGAUUCAGCAAAUACCGAAGUUCGGAAAUCACACUUGUACCAAGUCAGUAGCAUAUACAGAGCCUCCAAGGACGACACUGCUCCUCUUACCGUUGAGAUCCAGCACAGUUGUCUAGUAGCGCGUGGACACGAAUGGAAAAUUUGUGUCCAAUGUCGAGCCACAUUAAGUCACCAAGAAAGAAAGACUGCAAACUCGAGCGAUUGGAGAGAAGUCACCGAUGUUAUUCCAGAUGCCAAAGUAGAACAGAAACAUAACGAUAUCGUUGUGACUCUUCCCCAACUAAACAAGGACAUUGAAAUUGCAGCUUUUGGAAUUCCAGGAACAGUAGACCAGAAACGAAUGAAAAUGGCAAUCUUUGGAAAAAAGCCAACCCAAGGAAGGGACUGGAAAUUAAAGGUCUAUCUCAUAGACGACUCGACUACAGCUUUUGAGGUAAGACCGGUUGUUAUUAUAUUUGGUAAAAUCCUCAGACUCGUGCUUGAGGUCUAAAUUUGAGUCUAUCUUUUUUCUGCAACAAACGCACUCCUACAGUGCCUUUUUCUUUCUUGGAAUAUAAAUGGUUAUUGGUUGGCAAUCGCCAGGUAAACCAUGGUUAAACAUUUUCUUUUAAAGGUUGGGGAAAUUCAUUCACCGACAACUCCUUGUUGCAAGGGCUGAUGCCAUGAGACUGCUAAAGGGAUUAUUUUCUUCAUUUUAGAAACAAAAUAAUGUAAUUUAACUUAAUAGUUCUUCCUUUCUAUCAAAUAGAACGUCUGCGACAAAGAGGAGAGUUUAGGAAACAACUUGUUAACAACCCUCGCCGGUUUAUUUGUGUCAAACAGUAACGAAGAAAUCAGAAUUGAAAUCAACCCCAUUGAACCUGGAUGGAAAGUCAAAGGAAACAAAGUUCAGGUAUACACAUUGUUCAUUUUACAACACCAAUUUGUACCUCGACGACCUAAAGUUGAGCUUUACUCCCGAAACACUUGUUGAAAAACGAGGUGAUACAAAUUCUCUUUUCCCUCGAUCUCCGCUUAGACUGAACAUUGCAGAAUACGGAAAGCGUUCACCUUAGCUAAUGCUCUCCCGUGGCACAUUUUGUCCUGACAUUGAUUUUUUUUAUCAUGUUUGAAUUACAGACGAUUACAGCAAAAGAUGCCUGGCACUCGCUUGAAAAUUCUAAAGGUUUUCCUCAUUGCCAAAUCAUUAUCGAACACGUCAACAAAUCGAAGCAAGCAUUCUUUUGUGGAAUAACAGCAUCGCAUGGAAGAGAUCAGGCUAACACAGAACUAGUGGCAUAUUUUGAACAUGUAGGUCUAUGAUAUGGGAAUUUGCAUGCAUUUGUGACGAUGCAGGCGAAGGUUGUUGAAGAGAGAGGCAAAAGGCACGAUAAGUGUUCGAAGCUCGAGCCCUCCGCGAUUAGAAUAAAUAAAGGUUUGCUUUCAGUCAUUUUCUUGUCACUUCGUACGAACACAAGUUACACAAAUCGAUACCACUCCAUAAAAUGUUUAGCUGCAAGAAUGUGAAAAAAAACCCAUAAGCUUCAGUGAAAUGCGUUUCAAAAGAAACAUUUUACCAGGUACAUAACUUAGCAACUUCGAAAAAAUUUUGCUAUGACAGAGGAAAGAUUCCGUCCUAGGCUAAGAUGGCUUAGAUGGCACAUAUGUGAAAUGGAGAUUUUCAAGAAACUUAAAGGCAUUUAUUAAAGUAAGCAUGUUAUUUAUCAUAUUUCUAUCGUACAGGAGAGAAAAAGAGGAGAACUCAACCAACCAUCUAAAGCACUUCAGACACUGAACAACACCACCCGAUAUGCGAGAAAUGGUACGACGCUUUAUUCCUGUUCUUUUCUAUUAGUAAAAAAACAAAAACAACAAUAACAACAAUGAUAACAAUAACAUCGCCAACAGCACUGAGUACAAGGAUAUGAUUAAAAACUAUAUCACUCCAAGAAAUAUUUGCGAGCCAUAUCCUGUUAAGGCGAAAUCUUCACUGACAAUUUGAGUUCUGUCUAAUGAACAAGGCAUUUGGAAAAGUUAUUGAACAGAAGUUGGGUUACAUACUUAGUUAGAUUACCACUUCUUUACUUAUCAAAACCAGGUACUUGGGACGAUUUACGGCUCAGCUAUAGGUUGAAUAAAAUGUUUACUAGCCGCCAAUGUAUUCCUAUGUAUAAUCUUGAAAAUAAUGUGACAGAUAAAACGGAAAAAAAAAGUCUACCAGUUGCAAGUAGGCUAAUAUAUUGCUAGCGCUAAUUAAUUUACAACUUGAAUUACAUUACAGAGAUAAACACCUUAAUCUUCAUGAUUGCUCUUCUGACCCUAGGAUGGAAACACACGCGUUUAAAAGGUAAGAGGUUUGUUAUUCCGUUCUAUGCUAUUCCCCUGACGACAAUGGCAGUGCACCUGCUGACUUAAAACAAAUAAAGCAAGCAGAUAUUAUUUUCUUAUUAUACAACUGGCGAUGGCCGAUGUUUUAUCCAAAACAUGUUUUGUCUUCCUUAAAAAAUAUAGGAAAAUGAACUUCAAAAGUAUCGUGUGGUACAUCAAAGCGAUAAAUAUAUAUAUAUAUAUAUGUUUAUUUUUUUUUGUUCUGUUUUGCUUUGUUUGUUUUGUUUUGUUUUGUUUUGGUUUGGUUUUGUUUGUUUGUUUUUGUCUUGUUUUUGUUUUUGUUGUGGGGACAAUAAGUUUUUUUUUUCAAUUUGUUGUGGGGUUUGGAUAAGAUUAGACCAACGACUGAAGAGUGGUUCCCAACCCGUGUUCAGUUAAGCUCCGUAAGGUUGCCUUUUUGUAAAGUUACCUAAAUUUUGCCAUCAAUUUAUUUUUUGUUUACAGGAUCAGCCCAAUACGCCACUAUUUUUAACGAAGAAAAGCGAACCUUAGUCUGGUCUCAUUGAACACAUCUCCCAGGAUAACUCACUCAUAACAGAAAAAAUGACCGACUAUCGAUUGCCAUGUAAAAAUUUGGGAAACAAACACAAAAUAAAUCCUUUCCACAACUUGCAUUAGUAAAAGUAAUGAGGUGUAUGUUGUAGUUUUCGUUUUAAAAUAAUGUCACUGCUAUUUUUUUUUUAAAUGAGAAAUAUCAUAUGAGUAACUUCUUACCAAUGAGUAGCGCUUGGAAUAACUUAAGAAAAAAUUAUGAUAGAAUUACGUCAUGUUCAGAUACAUAUUGCCACCUUCUCUCGAGUUUUGCAUAGAAAAAGUAAUAUUCUCAGUGAUCAGACUCACUAAGCGAGAAUGGAAUUUUAAACGUAAAACGUGCAGAGGAUUACGUGAAUAAUCAAUGCAUCCCAAUUGACAUUUUGACUUAUAAGCGAGCAUAAUACUUUUUUAUUUAAUUUUGUAUUUAUGAAAAGUGAAAGCGGUGUUUGGGAAGUUUUCCAUUAGUCCAAAAUAAAUAACAGGUCAUCGCCGGUAACAGCAACAAUACACCUUACCAUAUCAUCGUUAGCUUGUACGUGAGGGUUUAGCAAUCUUCUGUGGAUUCAUCACCAAAGAAGAAGAAUGGCAACAUGUGUACGUUGCAUUAUCGUCUGUUCGAAUUCUGUUUCGUGCUUAAAGUUCCGGCACACAUUUCACCAAAUGCUAGGUGACUUACGUACAUAAAGCGAGGGUCAGUUCACCCACAAAGUUCAUCUAAUUCUCAAAGCUGAAGAUAGUACGAGUUAGACAUUACUUAUUCCUGAUUCUGUCGAAUGAAAGACGUCGUCAAACAAUGAAAAUUACCCGACUGACCUUUGAAAGUAGGGGAAUAUUCCGUAAAAAAAUUAUCCGAUAUCUUUAACCACUUCAAGAGAAAUUUACUACCUAUUAGGGAGUCCUCAAAACCCAAAAAGUUAGUUUUUCUCUUUUGGCAUUGUAAGUUUUUGCUUGCUCUAAGCCAGACUAAAACUUAAGUUGACAGAGUAUUAACACUCUCACAAAUAUUUGGUUCGUGCAAACAGAAUUGAAAAUGUCUUAUAGUCGUCUCACAUAAAAGGUAGGAACUUUGAUGAAUUAAUAUAUUGAAGAGCAAUCUAUAUCGUUUUCGGAAUAAUACUUUUUAACGACAUUUAAAAUAUUUAUUUAUAUUCUAAGAUGAAAGAAAUAAUUAUUCCCUGGAAUGGGCUUACAAUCUUUUGUGUAAUGUGCUUUCUUAGAUCCCUCCUAGAAAAUUUCGGAGUAAUUUCAAGCAACUGUUAAAAUAUUUAUUUAUAUUCCAAUAUGUAAUAAAUAAUUAUUCCUUG